Nematolebias whitei (Rio pearlfish) is the source of this 1538-nucleotide messenger RNA. RefSeq names its product chromosome 8 C9orf78 homolog (gene c8h9orf78). Lineage: Eukaryota; Metazoa; Chordata; Actinopteri; Cyprinodontiformes; Rivulidae. Gene Ontology annotation, cellular component: spliceosomal complex. The coding region runs from base 98 to 976 and encodes 292 amino acids. The transcript has 9 exons. The record is from RefSeq and is a predicted model, not a curated record. Gene Ontology annotation, biological process: mRNA splicing, via spliceosome.
CGUCGGUUAAAGAGUCUCCCAAAACAACAACCGCGAUAAUUUAUGUAACCCAGUGUUUAUCUGGAACAAAGCUAUCAGUAAAAUUAUAUUUAAAAAAAUGCCGUGUGGUAAACGUUUCAGAAGAAGAAAGGAAUCUUCAGACGAAGAAGAUGCGGAUGAGACGACGGAAGAAGUCCGAAUGAAAAUGGAAGAGGCCAAAGAGCUUCAGAGUUUAAGGAAACGACAAAAAGGAGUCAGCGUGACUGCCUUAUUGGUUGGAGAAAAACUUCCGCCAGAAGCUGAAAUUGAUAAUGAUCCUUUCAAGCUGAAGACUGGAGGGGUGGUAGACAUGAAGAAAGUGAAGGACAGGAAUAGAGAUAUGACAGAAGACGAGACAGACCUCAACCUGGGCACGUCAUUUUCAGCUGAGACUAACAGAAGGGAUGAGGAUGCAGACAUGAUGAAGUACAUAGAGACCGAGUUAAAAAAGAAGAAAGGCAUGGUGGAGGCCGAGGAGCAAAAAGUGAAAGUGAAAAAUGCGGAGGACCACCUGUACGAACUGCCAGAAAACAUCCGAGUCAACUCUGCCAAGAAAACAGAGGAGAUGCUGUCCAAUCAGAUGCUGAGCGGGAUCCCAGAGGUUGAUCUUGGAAUCGAUGCAAAAAUCAAAAACAUUAUCCAGACAGAGGAGGCCAAAGCCAAGCUUCUGGCAGAACAAAGGAACAAGAAAAAAGACCUCGGCACAUCGUUUGUUCCAACAAACAUCGCUGUUAAUUACGUCCAACACAAUCGCUUCUAUCAUGAGGAUGCAAAUGCACCACAGAGACACCACAGACACAAGGAGGAGCCCAAAGCGAGACCACUGCGUGUGGGCGACACGGAGAAACCAGGCCCAGAAGCUCCAUCACCACCAAACCCCCGCAAACGCCCAAACAACGAGAAGGCCACAGACGACUACCACUAUGAGAAGUUUAAGAAGAUGAACCGAAGAUACUGAGCUGCGUUGGUUUUGGAAUUACAGUACACGUGGUUCCAUCUAGUUUGAGUCACAGUGACUGUGUGAGAACUGGUUGACCUAAAGCCAAUAAUGGCACAAUCAUGUCGGAUCCUGUAAUUAUUGUACAAAGCCUCCAAACAGUAAUAUGUAAUGUGCUAGAGUUACUCAGCUGAAUACAUCACGUGAUAAAGAUGUAUCAAAGAAAGCAGGAAGUGCUCAGUAAAGAGUGAUGUAUCAGCCAGAGAGCUCUGCUGUGUGUCAGCUCUAACUUAACAAUAGUGAAAACAAAAAGAACCGUUUGCUUCUUAGGUCUACUUGAUUCAAUAGUAAAAUGUAUUUUUUAUAUAUUUGUUUCUUGGCUAAUUGUAAGUUUAAAGAGCAAAAUGUCCAAGGAGCUUAUGGAUUCAAUUAUUUGCAAAACAUUUCCCAUGACCAAAAUUAGUAAUUCAAGCUAUAAAUUUGUUAAACGUUUCUGUUCCUUAAAUAAAUUUGAUAAUUAAAAGGCUUGAGGCCUCACUGUAAGCUCUUAAUUUAUCAUGCAUAAUUAAAGUUUGCUACUAUA